Molecule: messenger RNA, 674 nt
Organism: Doryrhamphus excisus (bluestripe pipefish)
Lineage: Eukaryota; Metazoa; Chordata; Actinopteri; Syngnathiformes; Syngnathidae
Product: putative pancreatic secretory proteinase inhibitor
Molecular function (GO): protein binding; serine-type endopeptidase inhibitor activity
Source: RefSeq, a predicted model, not a curated record
CAAAACACCGUCUCCUUCAACGUGUCUGUCCCACACAUUUUGGUUAUGCAUGGAUGAAAGCAUCAGACAAACACACAAACACAAACUUGAUGACAAUGAAGAAGAAAGCAGACGGUGACGGCGCGUGUCGUGUUUUGUCUCACGAGGUUGUUGUUGUGUUUUUGCGCUCGUGUCAGCGAGAUCUGCAAACUGUGUUGAUCCGGCGAUUAAACGCACACAAAGGCGUCCGUCACAACAUGGGGUGCGCGCGCAGGGCCACGUGCACGUGUCGGGAGCCUAUAUGUCACGGUCACGCACGCAUCCAGGCACAAUGUGCAUGAAUCUGGUCAGCAUGAGGCGUGCACGGCUGCUCUUCGUCUGCGUGACCAUCGUCCUCUGCGCACAUGCUGAGGACAAAUCCAGCAUUUCCAGGAGGCCAUCCUGCAGCGGGACCAGUGUGACCCGGGCGUGCCCCCUCAACUAUUCGCCAGUGUGCGGCAGCGAUGGCGCCACGUAUCCAAACGAAUGCUCUCUGUGUGUUCACAAACUGGAGAAGAACUUGGACAUUGUGAUUGUGAAGGACGGCCCCUGCUGAUGACAUCACACCAUCAUCAUAUGUCAUCAUUUUUCAUUGUUUGUGUUCAAUGUAUCUUUCAUGGCGUGACUGAAAAAUAAAGUGUUUUUUAAUGUUUGAA